Anopheles darlingi is the source of this 4695-nucleotide messenger RNA. RefSeq names its product GTPase-GDP dissociation stimulator vimar (gene vimar). Gene Ontology annotation, cellular component: cytosol. The transcript has 5 exons. Lineage: Eukaryota; Metazoa; Arthropoda; Insecta; Diptera; Culicidae. Gene Ontology annotation, molecular function: guanyl-nucleotide exchange factor activity; protein binding. Gene Ontology annotation, biological process: positive regulation of GTPase activity. The record is from RefSeq and is a predicted model, not a curated record. Bases 311 to 2185 code for a protein of 624 amino acids.
GGGAGUUUUUAACAUUUUUCAGCAAUUUCGUGAAUUUAGUGAUAAAGAUAACGGUGAUAAGGUGAAAUUAGCAUCUUCUGCAACUCCCGCCAACGUUCGCGUUGGAAAAGAAGGCCGGAAAAGUAUAAGAAACUUGGCGAACCGCUACUCAACUCAACUCAACAACGCUCUCCAAAAAAAUCGAAUAAUCGGCAAACAACGGAUUUAGCCCCGCAACUAAAUGCUUUAGAAUCAGGACGAUCGGCCAGUUUGUGUGCAUUUCCGAACAACCAAAUCUAUCGCCUCUACUCCCGGUAGCCCACUUCACACCAUGGAAGCCGAAAUGGAUGAAAUCAUUGCUGGGCUGAAAACUGCAACGAUUGAAAAAUGUCCCGAACGGGCACUGCCACUGCUGAAGCAGAUCUCGGACAACGAUACGAACUUGGGCGACAAGUACGACAUCAAGGGUGAUCUGCUGGAGCUGCUGCAGAUGGACGAUAGCAAGAUGCACGUACAGGUGGCGCGUUGCAUUGCGGAAGUUACGAAAACGGACAACCAGCGUGCCAAAUUCUCUCACCAGGAUGUGAUACGUCGGCUUACCGAGCUAUUGCGGGUGCCCAGCUCUAAGGAAAACUCGGUCGAUACGAUCGCGCUCGAGCUAUGCACACAGCUAUGCCGGGCAUUGGGCAAUAUUUGCUACGCCAACGACGAAGCCCGCACCAUCAUCAAGGAUAUUGGUGCUGAUGAGCGCAUUUUUGCGCUGCUCGAAUAUGACGUCGACAUGGAUGAUGACGAUCGGGAGCAGUUUGUGCGCGUUCGGUGUGGUCUCAUCUCGAACUACCUCCUCGGCAGCGAUGACCUAGCUGAACGUGCCGUCGAGCUGAAGGUGAUCGAAAAGCUUGAAUGUAUUCUUACCCGCUGUCUGGCUGAUGUGGACAAACACGAGGAACUGUUGCUCAGUGUGUUACCGCCGCUGAGCAUAUUAACCGAACAGAUCAGCGAUCUCUGCUUUCCCGCUUCGCUGAAUCGUACCAUCGCGAAGCUGCUGGCACGCUGCACCAAUCCAGAUAUUGCGGAAUCCUGCCUAGCACUGCUGCACUACGAGGCGCAAAAUGACGACGUAAAGCUACUGCUAGCCGAGGAGGGGCUUUGCGAAACCAUCUACCAGUUGCUGGAGAAGUACAAAACGUUUGCCAAUACCGACGAGGCACGUGUACUGAUGAAGCUCGCCUGUGACUUGAUUGUACUUAUACUGACGGGAGACAAAUCCAUGCACUUCCUUUACACAACCCCUCUGCUCAAGUGUAUGGAGGAUUGGCUUGACUCGUACGACGUAGAGCUGCUGACGACAGGUGUGCUUGCUCUGGGGAAUUUCGCCCGUUCCGACAGCCACUGUAUCAAUAUGGUUGAGAAUAAGAUCAUGCACAAACUCCUCUCAAUCCUGGCGAAAAACAACGGAACAGAGCACCAGAUGACACUGCAACACGCACUGUUGAGUACGCUGAAAAAUCUGGUCAUACCGAAACCGAACAAAGCGGCCGUCAUCGAGGCAGGAUUAGUGGACAUUAUUCUACCGAUGCUCGAAAUACAUCAACCACCGGUGGUAUUCAAACUGCUCGGCACAUUACGCAUGACGGUCGAUGGACAAGAAAAACUUGCCUCAGAAUUACUGCAAAACGAAAAACUCGUAAAGCAGCUAGUUUACUGGAGCCAAACUUCCGAGUUCACCGGUGUCCUUGGUGAAUCGCUCCGUCUUAUGGCGUGGCUGAUCAAACACGCGUACCAACACAAAGGCAACGAGCCUGCUAUGGAUGACACCGGGUUGCGAAAGUUCGUAGCGAUUGAAGGUGCAGUUGCCAGCUUGGUCGGUAUGCUGGCCUCGACGCAUCUUGUUAUGCAGAACGAAGCUAUGAUUGCGCUCAGCAUUCUGACCACCAUUUUCCACAGCAAAGGUGCUCCCAACGCGAAGAGCGAAGACAGUGGCACACUAGAUCGGCUACUAAUCGAAGCGGGAGUUGGUAGUAAGCUAGCCGAGCAAAUCACUCUAAAUGGAGAAUCGAUGACGAAGGAAAUCGUGGAAAACUUGCAAACCUUCGUGAAGCAACUACACGGCGGAAGUGAAUCAUUAGUGGCCCAUCUAAGAGAACACAACAUCGAUGAGCUCCUGAAAACCAUUCCCAGUUUGGUGGAGUAUUGCACGCUGUGAAGUGACUUACGAUCUUCUGCAUCUCAUUUGCUGUGAACUGGAUUCUUUCGAACUGUAUUGGUUUUGAGUAGCAAAUCGACAUGGACAAUUUUGGGCAGUGGUCUCAUCAGUAAUUAUGUAUUUUACCUGCCAAAAUGGCACCAAUUUGUGUAAUGCUACUAUGAUUACCAGCAUGUAUGCGCAACGACUUCUUAAUUAGUUUAUCUGGCUUGCUAUUGUGCCUACAACUUCUAAGCCAUGGCGUGUGUAAUAGCUGAAGCUGGCAGCUCUAGUAGUUUGCCAAUAUCUGCUGAACGAUUAGGUGACGGUGGAAGAUACCGUUGAUCGGUGUCCAAUCCGGCUUCGCAAUUGUCCAAUAUGCUUUACCAUUGAAACGAUCUCUGCUGUAGGGUAGUAGGGAAGGUUUUAAAAACAUUAAUGCCCGUGCAGGCAAUCCCAUGCUCAAACAGUUCCCAUGUGAAGACCAAAAUAGAAAUAGUGAUCGGUACGACUAGUGAGAGACACGUUACGAUCGGGUGCAAUUCACCGCAUAACGCAGAUUUAACUUUUAGGAACACGUUAAAGUUAAAGUGAUGCACCGGUUUGUUUGAUACCGAGUAGAACAAACAACACAAUUACCCUUUGUAGGACGAUGCACAGUUCGGAGGCCACACCGAUGCACAACGUUUUAUGGUUACGAUGUUAAGCAACAGAAGAAAUAUGGCCAACUGUGUUACAUGUUUUUCUCCGUUCCCUGCAUAAACAAGGUAACGGCAAUCACAAGUGAAACAAAGUAGAAAAGCGUAAAGCAUAAUAUUUUUAGUCACUUAGCUACUUUAUCUUCCUCAUCUUAGGUGAAUAGCGAGGAUAAGGGGGUUAGGAGUACUCGGCAAAACGUAUUUUAGGUCGGAAGGCUACAUUGAACAGCCGAAAGGAAAGACCGAGGAAAGGGGCUCGGCCGAUAUUAUUUGCCCAGUUACUUGGCAGAAAGAAGCACUAGCAGAAUGUUCCCGAAAAAAUCGAACAUUCGCUUACCAGACGCUGUGUGGCAGGAUUCGGAUUAACAUGAAUGCAACAAUCAAUUUAUAAUCAUACAGCAUUUAUUUAUACCCUCUAAGAGACUUACGCGCUCUAUACGCAAUACCGCAUAAUAUACAUAGUACCAAUUAGAUUUAACAAAACAGACACGCGCCGCCAGAUAGGGGGAUCAAAAUCCAACCGCAUAAGUGUAGCUUUGUAAUUGGAAGCACGGGUAGUAACCAUAACUCGUGCUCCUGCGGUUCGAUUAGACAAGUCGUCUCGUCAAAAGCAUGCCUCAUCGUUUAACAAACCAUAACAGAUAGGGAACUCAUCAGGACAAGAUGCAAAAGUAAAGAGAUAUAACAAAACUGUUUCGAGACGUUCGUUAUUUUGUCUAUUGCCGGUUGUCCCCGGCUUUUUCCAAGUAGGUUGCAACGUAGACAGUAAGCGUUGCGGUCACAAUGUUGUACGCUUUGUAUUAGCCCGUUAAAGCUAGAAGAGGUAUUAGCGUCUACAUAGAAACUUUCAUAUAACAUAUCCCCCACCCCCCAGCAGCAGGGAGGGGAGAUGUAUUUAACAGUAUUUCAAGCACCGCAUUUAAAUCACAUAUGGCUAGUCGCAGCAGCACCAUUGCUAAAGCAACAAUCCAAGGCAGUCGCAGCAGCAUCUCGUUGCUAGAUGCCUAUCUUCCGGUUCCGUGAGCAUUCGUUCGAUCACUUUCACACAGAACCAGUUGUUGGGAAACGAUUUGACGAUGAUCAUUGAUCAAAAGGAGAAACAAACACGCAAAAAACGAAGAGAAUGAAAAAUGUAAGCAAUGUUUUCAAAGAAAUUUAUUAUAAUAUAUCUAAACAUAUUACACGAAGGGUGGGUGUAUCGAAACGACAGAGGUAGGGUAGAGAAAUCGGUGACGGUAGUGGCAAAUGUUCGUUGCACCAACUACUCGCGAACAAUGCAAUGAUACAGAUACAUCUGUGAGGUUUGACCCGACCUUCCGAUAUCUAAACUCAUCAAACCGAAUAAUGCAAGGUAUCGGACAGAGAAGCGAACGGAACGAAAUAAUGAAUACAAGCAGGGAUGAGGAAAAAACCGGGCAAUCCGUAAACGAUGCACAACGACACCGUGGCCAGUUGUGUGUUUGUGCUAUGUACGAGCAUGAACGAAAGAGCAACAGAAACCAACCAACCAAACAAACCAAGUGAUUUACAAGAAAACAAAAUGGGCAAUACAAUGUUAAUUCAUAAAUAAUCAAAAGCAAAACGAACAAAAAAAUGAACUUAUAAAAUAGCGCCGUAAUUGCUAUACAUAAUAUGCGGUGCGCUUCUCGAUCCAUGAAAUAGGAUCGGUAUAGAUGUGUGGCAUGGGCGCACGAUAGACGUGCGCCCCCGGAAUAGGCGAGACAGUUUUUUCUAGUGGCAGUGUCACGUAUUUUGUAGUUCUUUCCCCUUCCCUUUUCAUCCUUUUCCUCGACGAAUCUAUUUAUUUUGUGAACCACUUGGCUUAAUAAUAAA